AUGGGUGUAUAUCGUGUGGAGGUGUCACCAAACAACCGUGCUGGCUGUCAAACUAAGGCAUGCAAGGAUGCUCAUAUCAAGAUUACCAAAGGUGAACUUCGCUUUGCAGUUCAAAUCACCAUCAAGGAUCAUCAGAGUUGGCAGUGGCGUCAUUGGGGAUGUGUGACACCCAAGCAGAUCGAAAACUUGAUCGAGACUUGUGGUGGCGACACCGAUAUGGUCGACGGCUUCGACGAAUUGCCGGAGGAACACCAGGAGAGGGUCAAGUACGCAAUGGAAAAUGGUCAUGUCCAUGACGAUGACUGGAAAGGUGAUCCUGAAGCGAACCGCUUAACAAAGAAGGGCUCUAAGAAGGGCGCAUCCAAGAAGAAGGCCAAGAAGGGUGGCGAUGACGAAGACGAAGCCAAUCAGGCCGAAGAGAAAGACGAGGAGAAGCCCAAGAAGAAACCAGCAACCAAAGCCAAGCCUAAAGCCAGAACCGAAGACGACGCUGAAGUUGCUGAAGAGGCCCCCAAACCCACCAAGAAGCGCGGCCGCCCGGCCAAGAAAGAAGUAGACGAAGACGAAGAAGCAGACGCACCUCCUGCCAAGAAGGCUGCUCGUGGACGAGGCAAGAAGGUCGAGUACAAAGAGGAGAGCGAUGAAGAUGAGGCUCCCGCACCAAAGAAGGCUCGAGGCAAAAAGGCAGCCGUAAGAGCCGAGAGCCCUGAGGAGGAACCCGAGCAGGAAGAGGAUGCAGAGGCAGAAGAAAAAGAGGUCCCCAAAGCAAAGAAGAAGGGCACCAAAAAGGCAGCUCCAGCCAACGGAAAGGCAAAGGCACCAACAAAGAGAGGACGAAAGAAGGCAGCCACUGACGGGUGA
Molecule: messenger RNA, 861 nt
Organism: Plenodomus lingam JN3
Lineage: Eukaryota; Fungi; Ascomycota; Dothideomycetes; Pleosporales; Leptosphaeriaceae
Molecular function (GO): DNA binding; zinc ion binding
Source: RefSeq, a predicted model, not a curated record